Messenger RNA from Paramecium sonneborni, 1084 nucleotides. The record is from the annotation of a GenBank genome assembly. Lineage: Eukaryota; Ciliophora; Oligohymenophorea; Peniculida; Parameciidae.
GUAGAUGUAAAAGAAGAGAGAGAAAUUUAGAAUGGAAACUAGAAGGAAUGAUCUUGAACGAUGUUUUAAAUAAAAAAGAGAAAUCUAAGACUCAAAUUCAAUAAUAACAAUAGGAGAAUACUGCUAUAAUUCUGAUAAUUUAUUAGGAAAGGGUUCUUAUUGUUAAGUAUAUGGAGGGUGGAAAGUAUGAAAGAGAUCUAAUAAUUUAGAGUUCUAAUAAGUAUAAGAAGGUAGCAAUAAGAAUAAUGGAAGGGAAUGAUCGUGUAAGUUAAGAAAUAGAAUUGUAAAAAAGUUUAAAAUCAAAGAAUAUUGCAAAGAUUUAUGAUGAUAUAAAGAUUGAUGAUAAACAUUAUAUAAUAAUGGAAUUAUGUGAUGGUAAAUAAUUGUUUAAAUUAAAUUUGAGAGUCUUUAAGCAAACGAUAUUAAGAAUUUAAUAGGAGUGAAGCAUUAUAAUAUUUUUAAUAAAUUUUAGAUGGUGUGGAAGAAUUGGAGAAACAUAAAAUAAUUCAUAGAGAUUUAAAAUUAGACAAUAUAUUAUUGAAAAAAAGAUAGGUAAUGAUAAUGAAGAUGUGGAUAGAUAAAAAUAAUCGAUUUUGGAUUUGCUAAAAAUUUGAAAGACAAUGGAUUGGGAACUGAUUCAGUAAAAUGUGGAACUCCAGAGACGAUGGCACCAGAAGUCCAUAAAAGUAAUAAAAGAACAAUGUAUAAUGAUAAAUAAGAUGUUUGGGCAUUGGGUAUAAUUUUGCAUUAAUUAUUUUACAAAAUUCAUCCUUUUGAAUCAUUAGAGUGUCUAUUGUAAGUGUAUUGUGCAUAAAUAAAGGGAAAAUAAGAGAAGAGACACUUAAGAAGAAGAUGAUGUAGUAGUUAAUGAUUUCAUUAAUAAGUGUUUGACAGAGUAGGAUUAAAGAAUGACAAUAAAAGAGGUUUUGUAACAUAGGAUUCGUAAAUAUUAGAUUGUUUUGGAUAUGGAUGAUUAAAAAACACUAUUUAGAUAAAUAAAGGAUUGCGUACAAAGUAAAUUAGAAAGUCUAACUCAUUAUUGGUAUGAAACAGUAAGGGGUUAUUUAAUUAAAUGAAUGAAAAC